Messenger RNA from Hibiscus syriacus, 1000 nucleotides. Its product is annotated as plant intracellular Ras-group-related LRR protein 7-like. The record is from RefSeq and is a predicted model, not a curated record. Gene Ontology annotation, molecular function: protein binding. Lineage: Eukaryota; Viridiplantae; Streptophyta; Magnoliopsida; Malvales; Malvaceae.
UAAAAAGGAGAUUUUUUUUUUAUAAAAUUUGAAAUAUGGGAUGUUGUCAAAGUAGAGGCGCUGAUUCCAAAGCUAAUAGGAUUGCUCGAUGGCGAUCAACCGGCAUUGUUGCUUUACGUGACGCCAAAUUGAAGACAUUUCCCGAUGAGGUUCUUGAUCUGGAUAGAUCUGUGCGAACUCUUGAUUUAACGCACAAUAAAUUAGUUGAAAUUCCUAUGGAUAUCAGCAACUUAGUCAACAUGCAGCGCCUGAUUUUAGCCUCUAAUCUUAUCGAGCGACUACCAAUUAAUCUUGGGAAGCUUCAGGCUCUAAAAGUUAUGAUACUUGAUGAGAAUCAUAUUACUUCCUUGCCUGAUGAAUUGGGCCAGCUGGUAAGACUUGAGAAGUUAUCGAUCUCUGGAAAUAUGUUAAUGUCCUUGCCCGAGACUAUUGGCAGCUUGCGCAAUUUGUCAUUGCUUAACGUGUCUAACAACAAGUUAAAGUAUCUUCCUGAAUCAGUUGGGAGCUGCUUUUCUUUGGAAGAGCUGCAAGCAAAUGAUAAUCUUAUCGAAGAACUUCCUGCAUCUGUUUAUCUUGUUCACUUGAAGUCACUUUGCUUAAACAAUAACAAAAUCAGCCAGAUUCCUCCUAAUUUAUUGAAAGACUGCAAAGCUCUUCAGAAUAUUUCGCUGCACGACAAUCCUAUUUCAAUGGAUCAGUUUCAGCAAAUGGAAGGGUUCCAAGAAUUUGAAGCAAGAAGGAAGAAGAAGUUUGACAAGCAAAUUGAUUCAAAUGUGAUGAUUGAUUCGAAAGGCCUCGAUGAGGGUGUUGAUCUAUAACUCUGCUGCAUUCACUGUUCUGAGUGGACAAAUGGUUGCAUAUGUUGAACAACAUGAGGAUUGGGACAGAUUAUAUUGAUAGUUUACAAAAAAGAUGUAUAGUUACAGAAUUGGGUUGGAUUUUCUCUGUAAGUAAUUGAUACUAUUAGCUUUUCUUUUAUUUAUAGUUUGAUAUUAUUUUA